AUGAAAGUCUCUACCAUCUUCUCUGUUGUCCUGGCUGCUGGCUCUGCUAUAGCUGUCCCUGGCAAACGGGCUGGGCAAGCCAUUACUAUCAGCGACCUCAAGGCCUCUCAGGUCGACCAACAGGGAUAUAUCACCUUCGCCUUGAAAGAUCCCAACUACGACGACUCCACCGGUGCGAAUGUGAUCUGGCAUCGUCCUGGAAACCCCGUUUCCGGCACUCGCACUAGCGACGGUGCCUACUAUGUCAAUUUCCCAGGAGGUGUGAAUGACAUUGCGGUCUUUACCUUGGAGGUCCAGCGAGUCAAGGGAACCGAGACAGUCUCUGUUACUCUCAAUGACAAUGGAAAUGGCAGUGCUCCAGGCAGCAAGUGGUCGUGCACCUCGACCAGUGGCUCUGUUAUGGGGACGGUGAAGAAGUGUGCCUAUGAUGGCGAUAUCACCUUGACCCCUUUCAACGCCUAG
Molecule: messenger RNA, 462 nt
Organism: Aspergillus fumigatus Af293
Lineage: Eukaryota; Fungi; Ascomycota; Eurotiomycetes; Eurotiales; Aspergillaceae
Exons: 2
Coding region: 1-462 (153 amino acids)
Source: RefSeq, a predicted model, not a curated record